UAGCAUUGACUUUUUGUAUUUAUACAAAAUUGAUAGUAUUUAUAGUUCUUAGAGAACUGAAUAAUAUUUGCUUGCAAAACCAUUUUAUUUCAUAUAAAGAGAUUUCAUUUCAUGAAUCUGUCAUAAAAUUCGAAGAAAGAUUCACAUUUCAUACCUUCAAAUUCAAAAGACCAACAAAACGAAGAAUCAUAUUGGCAGACUAAUACGAAUGAAAACUUAAGGUAAAUCUAUAUAAAAUAUCGAAUAGCAUGAUAAUAUAUAUAUAUAUAUGUACACAGCUUAAAUAAAUUCGUUUGGAUACAAUUUAUACGUUUUUAGGCAAUAAUUGACUCAACGCGCGCUAAAAAUAAUUUAAUUUAAUCUAAAAAGAAUUCCGACCUGUACGACUACCAUAUUUAGGAAAAAUUUCAGUGACACCCUCUUUUCCUCCAAAAGUCACUUUAAACAAUUGCCAUUCUAAAAGAUCAGCUUUCCCUUCUCCAUAUAGCAGAUGAAAAAAAAUUAAAUCGAUAUCUUCAUUAAUUUCUAAGCAAACACCUUGUAACGCUUCACACGUGACACGCUGUGUGUACUUUUCACGUUCUAUGUUUUCUUAAUCACUAAUUAAAAUACUCGGUUCGUAAUCUUUCCGCGCGAUUUCCAAUGAAAUUGAGGGAGAAUGCAGGAUGGAACAUCGCGAACUCUUCACGAAUAGAAAGUGCAGCAUUGACAAUCGAAAUAUGUUUCCUCUUGAAGGAGUCGAUGAACAUAAAACGAGAGAAUUUUAUGAAGCUUAAAAAACGAGCCUAAAGUGCAUUACACAUUACAAAAAAAAAAGAAGCAUCCUUUCGCCUUACUUAACGAUCUCGUGUAGCAGUGAGAGAUUGACGAAGAAAAUUGCAUUUCGCGCAAAGGAAAAUGUAACGAAGUCACCGAAGCUCUCUACAGAGGCGGUUCGUUUUUCUUUUCUCUCGUAGAAUCGUGUCUGUUGUUUUCAAUGUUGGGAAACGUGGACACUUUUACUCUGUGUAUCUUGAAAACACGAUGGGAAAAUUAAAAUGGAAAAUUUCAAGAGACAUCCCAAAAAUCCGUGGUUCUAUGGAGAAUUUGAUUUCGAACGUCUUAGAAUAUCAACGACCAAAAGCUAUGAUGAGAGGUCCAUAGUUCUUCAUUUACAGGAUUUUCGCAACAGUGAUCUUAGCGUAUACUGCUGUCAAAUUUUGUGGCAUUUCAUUCGAGAAAUUAAUAAGAAUCGUUGCUACUGCACGGACAAAAUUGCUGUUUUUAACCCUUUGUACUCGAGGACAUAGGAACUUGAGUUGAUUUUGAGAAUAUUAAAUUUGGCAUAAAAUAAUUUUACACUGAAAUUAAUCUAAGGAAACGAUAUACUUUAAUAUUUUAAGUAUCCUUGCAUCUUGAAAAAAAAAGAUACAAACGUUUUCAAUAUUGAGUUCUGUAUUUUUUCUUUGGAUGGUAAUUUAUAAAACAUUUAUCAAAAUGAAAUCGCGAAUCAAAAUUAAUCUUCGUUUGGACAAAUUACACUUUAAAAGUCGAAUGCAAAUUAGACAUCAAAUUCAAGAUAAAGAAAACCUUAUUGUUAUGUCAUGGUAUACCAAUUUUUAGUUCCUAAAAAAACACACGAAGAACUCAGGAACUGGGAUUCUGAUUAACAUUCAACGAAACAUAACAGACAAAAUUUGUUACCUCAGUCGCCAUUCUAAUUUCCGCGUAAAGUUCAACGAUUGAGGGUUGCUACUCGAGUGCAAAGGGUUAACGUUUGUAAUAAGCCAACGCUAAGUUACGAUGCCAUGAAGUAUUUUUUAACUUCGAGGUUCGACGAUCAUCAAUUCAUCACCCUGGCGGUCUACUCUACCCUAUGAGAUCGAGAUUAAUUUAAAAAUUGCUUUCCUUCGAAGUUUGUAUUUAUACCUUUGCUUUGGGAGAAACGUUUAUAUACAUAUAAUAUUUCUAAUACCGUAAAACGGGGUGGCAUUGUCUGCUUUAUUUUUCAUUCAAUUUUUUAACAUGCUCUGGUCAUAAAUAUGCCUAAUAAUAUGAAUAAAAGAUGGAGUGGGUAAAGUCACCUUCUAUGACCUUAAUUAGGGCUUAAUUAAGCGAGACUUCAACUAUCGUACAAGUUCUUAGAAAACAAAUUUUAAAAGUUCUUUCAUGGGCUGAUUACACGUCGGUCUUCUUCUUAAGUAGAAGGAAGGAUAAAAGAAAUCUUAGACCAACUAAUUGCUUAUUUAAGAACAUCUAGAGACUCAAUUUCAAACAAUCGAAAAAAGAACAAAUCAAAAUUUUUGCGAAAAUUGUAUAAGUGAAGAUUUUUAGAUGUCUUCGUCGGUUAAGACUUUUCUUCAGCCAGUAUCGAUCAGCAUUGUUCUAUCGCAGCCUAAGUGUCAAAUUCUAUAAAAAAAUCAGCUUUUUAGGAAUUAAACUUGCUGUCUGUUUCGGACAACCUAUAUAGCACUUUUUUUCUAUGAUUCCUAACAAAAGCUUUCCCAACGUCCGUAAUUGCAGUUUUCUUAAUGCUACACAUCUGAUGUUAUAGUGCUUUCCAAUUCAUGAAUCAAUUAAUACCUUAUUCCUCGUGUUGGACGUACACGAUUCUGCUUUGACGUUAUUUGUUUAAUGGUAAACUGUGAUGGUUACAUUUAUUUCUAAAGUUUGACAUUAUAGAAGAACGUUUCAACAGAAUAAGGCAUAAUCUACAAGGACAUUGUAGAUAUUUUAUACCCACAAUAGAAAGUUCAAAUAAUGGACUGUUGUGAGGGUAGAGCAUUUGAGUGACGAAGGUUCCACUGCACUGCCUGUGGAAUGAUAAACAAUCUUAUCUUUGAACAAACCUCUACAAUCGUAAUUAAAAUUUACAAUUUCUUUUUUGCCAGUAAUUCCUAAGAAAUCUCAUGAGCUUGAUAAUCGCGAUUACCUUUACCAAUCCUUUCGUGAGCCCUGUCGCUGCUCUAACCUUAAGAUUCAACACGAUAACUCAUACAAAAAAAAAAUACAAAUUGUUCUCUGGAAAUUGGACAAAGUCACCCCAUCUCGCGGUAUCUGUACUCCACUUUCGAAAAUGGUUUAUAUCUCGCAACGUUAGCAAUGACGAAACGUGCAAAAUCGCAAGAAUUCUUUUUAUAUUUAAAAAGAAUAUAUAUAUAUUCGCGUCUUGCAACACUCGCAAUAGCCACAAUCGAACAAUCGUGAUACCGUAGAGCUAUUGCGAGACACCGAAUUCAACGAAUGAAGUUCAGUCACUCCGAUAGGCUAUCUUAUUGUUCAUGUGUCGCUUUGCGCAGUAAAACGUGUUACCGUUCUUUAUGGAAAGUACUGCGAGCACCAUGAGAAGAUGAUGUCAAUUCGAACCGAAAAUUUAACGAAGCAAAGUAAAACAAAAUGACGAAGAUAAUUACAAUGCAAACGAGAAUUUGAACUACUUACGCUAUUCCUGCAAUUUAUGCAAUUUCAUAUUUUUCUACGCCACUCAUUCUACCCUCCCCCUCCGCCCGUCCUCAACCGUAAAUUCUUAUCACGCGUUGGGACAAGCGCUGUCCACGGGUGAAAAACCUCUUACGCGGCUUUGACCACGAUUGCGUCUGACGACGCGACACGUUCACGCUCAGCGAGCUCUGGAUACAUAAACGAAACUUCAUAAAAAAUAAAUGAAGUCGUCCCCAACUACUGUUCCGUUUAUUCAACGCGAGCGACCAGUCGAUACGCGCGACUGAUGUUUCAUCGACUAUUGAAGAUUUAAAUUUGUUCCGGUCUCCGUUAUAUCUUCAUGAGAUCAUUGCCAAUGUACUGGCGAUGCUUCCAUGAUGAGAAGUGAGAUCCAAACACAAUCUCAUUCAGACUAUCUUCGAUUACAAGCAUUGGUGCAUUCGUGUAAUUGAAUAUAGCUUGAAGUCGUAUUCAGACUCAAUUUUGCUAGAAUUUCGUGUGGGGGUGUAAUGAUCAAUUAUUUUGUGGUCAUGUACAGAAUAGUACAGCUUAUUAAAUAAAAUUAUAUAAAACUACAUAAAAUUAAAUCAAAUAAAUUUAUAUACCGUCAGUUCCAUAAAUAUUCGUAUCCUCUAUCUCUAUUGAACAAAUUUGUUUAAAUUAAACGGUAGGUUUGAUGUUUCCAAGUGUAUGCUUGCAUAAAUAUGUUGAUGUAUGUAUAAAUAUAUACAUGUAUAAUGAAAAUUAAUAUUAAUAAUAUUUAUAACGAAAAAUUCAUUUGGUAAUAUCAAAACUAUUAUUUAAUUUAGCCAAACUUCUUCGAUAGACAUAUUGAUGGGAUUGACCGUAUAUUAUGUGAACUAAUAUAUAGUAAAAUUACAUGAAAUUUCAAUUAAAUUUAGUAAUUCGAUAAAAUAAUAUAAUAAAUAAAAAUUGUUCAUUUAUUCGCGUUUACACGGAGUUUGUGCAAGAGUAUGUACUAUUCUGAAGAUUACCACAAAUAAAUGAACAAGAAACGUUAAAUAUAUCAAUUGUUACGACUACUAGUACAACAAGCUAUCGACCUUUAUCUAUAUAAACUUUUAUUUUCAUUACUGGAUAAACUUGGCCAACAGCGAGUACACUGAGGGUCGCUUGCCGUCGCUGUCUCUCUUGCUCUCGUUGUAUUUCGUUCACUUUUUUGGUCAAACGCUACCCAUAAGGCUGACCAUAGCCUUACAACGAAUAGAAGAUCGAUUUCUUGAAUAUGAACCGUGCCGAACCUGGAAAGAUAUUCAUCUUCUAAGGCAUGAAUCUACGAAUGUGAAAUACUAAGGAAAUAAUACAUCAAAACUCACUUUCUUAAUAUUGUCUAACACGUAAACUCUUCAGUGUUCUUUCGAAAAUCUACCACUUGGAAAUCUUUCUGAAAUCAGUGAGCGUUUUAAUCAAUUCCUUACCACGAACCAACGAUUUAAAAGUCUAACAUUAUUCUAGUCUGAUACUAUACUCUAAUUGAAAUUAUCCACGUGGGUUAGUUGAGUUGAACGAAACAUUUGUGCAUUUAGCAUAUUUUAUGCUUGGUGAUACUGCCGCAUCUCUUCUCUACGAAUACAUUUUUUGCUGCACAUUUUUCCAAAGAUCGUCGUAAUAGAAAUUUCUUCUAAAUAAUCUCUGUGAAAUCGAGACCAAACACAGGGAUUAAUUAAUGUAAUGAUUACUCAAAAUUCGAGCAUGUCUUUAUUUACCUCGUUGUCAAUCAAUCGUUAGACACGUACUACUUAGACGAAAAAAUGUGUUGGAACACAAGUAGUAUGCAUUAAUAUUUCCCUACGACCAAGUUCGCUGUAGUCAGCGUACCAAUGCAACAUCGCACGAUAGUUCAAACUUUUUUAAUCCUCUAUCGCUCGUUUCUCGUCUACCUUAACUAUAAAAAAAAAAAUAAAAAAAAAAAAAUCGUAGAUGCAUCUUAUUCGUUACUUUCCAUUUCUUCUUCGUUUCCAAACUGCAAGGAAAAUAAAACAUGCCGAAUAGAUUCAGUUUCGAUGGAAAAAGUGAAAACGAUAAAUCGUAUACAACAGUAAUAUUGUCGACUAAAAGAAAAUGCAAAAAAAAAAAAUAUUAAAAAUAAUGGACUAUGUAAUUUACGGCCUCGUUAUCUCGUCGAUUGAAAAAUUCCGUGUAGUUUAGCAGCAAAACUUUCAAGGCUCUCCCUCGCAAAACUAGCACAUUUCGCGCACUUAUUAAUGUAAACUACUUCGUACUUUCCGCGGCGUCGACUCCACUUGGGAGACUAGUAAUUAAAAGUUAUAUAUGCACCGAACCCCCAUCAAAUAACUGUACGACGAAUAAAAGGAGAUGACAAGUGUGUGUUUACCGACGUAUUACCAAUUUUGUUUAUUAUUGUAGCGUUAAGAUAUCUACGUAAUUUAAGUAACGCGCGUCACGAUGUUGCUCGAAUAUUGUACGUUUUGUAAGGACGCGAAGAUUAACCCUUUGCGCUUGACGACAUUUUUUCCCCAAGGUGCUUAUCAGCUCCAGAAAAUUUUUCGAAUACUUGACGAACUUUUUACAGGCAACAUAAAAAAAAAUGACUUUAUACUCAGAUUUAUGCACGAACUUAUUAUAUUUUAACAUUUUAUAUAUCUUUACAUCUUGAGAAAAAAGAAACGAAAGAUAUUAAUACUAAGUUCUAUACUUUUUACACGAGUCACUUAGCCUUGUAAUAGCGUAAAAUCAAAUUUAUCACUCGGACUGAUUUCACUAUAGAGAUUAAUUUUGAUAGAGCUUCGCAACUUUCGAAACGAUGAAGACUUUAGAAAUCAUUUUCUGCCAUUAUUGUCGAAUCUGAACUUGUGAUCAAGAGUCUUGUCGCUAUUUUACUCUUUCUAAAAGAAUACGAGAAUCGAAAUCUAAUUUAAAGACUGCCGUCUCUCAGUCGCCACUCGAAUUGCCACGUUAAACCCAGUGGCGGCUGAAAGCCGUCACUCGAGUGCAAAGGGUUAAGAUAGUUAAAAGAGCGGUGCGUAAACGUUUACCUCACGACGAACUUCAGAUACGUGCAUUGUACGAAGCAUGAGAGUAUUCCAUUUUCAAAAAUGCACCACGAACAUUCCAGAACUUGUUAAAUUUAUUUACUACUCUCGUCACAUAAAUGUUCGAAACGUUAAACAUGCUUUGAAGUAAUUGUAAAAAUGGGAUACAAACGUACUGUUUACAAAUAAUAAUUAAGAAUGUACCGAAUUUUAUGUAUUCUUCUCGCGAAACGUUGAACUUGAACUCUCCUAUAUUCCAAACGAUUUCUACGCAUUGUGACCACAAUUACUGUAUUCACGAAUUGAAUUUUAUGAAUUGUUGAUAUGUACAGUUAUCGUUUCGUUCGAUUUCUUGCAAGCAAUGCAGUAGAAUGUACAAAGUUAAAGGAGAAAUACGCACAUUAAUAUCGUUCAACUAUUUAAGGAUAUUUUUUUAAACGUGUAUUUGCAUUCUUGGCGAGAUGUACGUGUGCGAAAAGGAAGAAAAUUUCUGAUAAGUUUGAAUGGGUUAUCGGUUGCACGACCGACACACCGAUAACAUUAAACGCGAUCGAUUUACGUGAUUUUGAAGAAUUGGGAUACAUUUACGAUUAUACAAAACGAAACCACGAAUAUUAUAACGGAUGUUCGCGACACGAAUCGAGCAUUGUUUUUUCCUGAAUUGCAGUUACGUUCAACGAGACUCGGAACUUUUCACGAUGGAAGAGUUCGUUUAAUCUGCCAGAGAAUAACAAAUUUCACCGUAACGGCUAAUUUGCAAGCGUGUAAAUUCAAGCGACAAAUGUUAUUCGAGAUAUAGAGUUAUUAGUCCAUUUUUCUGCGAAAUCACGGCAAUAAUACAAAUGUAAAAACAACUCGUGUUAUCUUACGAAUUUAAGAUUAACCGUUCGCCGUCGUAGUCGCUUAAUCCUUGGACCGGAAUAUCGGUAAAACCUCGAAAAUUCCAGCUACGUGCACGGUGUACGAAAUUAUGAUUGAUCACCUCCCGUUAUAAUUUGAAUAAAAUCGGUGCACGUAUUGAAAAUAACAGUCGUAUUUUCAAAAGGAUGGAAAUGUAUUCACGGUCCAACAAUUAAUCACGGCUAUUGUUAAGUCGAUAUUUACGUACGGAAUAUACGUACUUUGAAAUUGGCAACCAAAAAUGGCCGGUAAAGUAACAAAGACGUUCAGCGAACGUCAUUCAUCUCCGGCGUGCGAGCACGUCGGUGAAUUAAUUUAUGUUAAUCCACGUGUAUCUCGUGACGCGCGUACGUAUAUAAAUAUCGCGUCUCGCUCCUUUACACUGUACACGAUGAGCACCGAAAUAUACAUAAAACUGAACGUUACGCUGCAAGCCGGGUAUAAAAUAAAUGCAAAUAAUAUGCAUACACGGAUGCGCCUUACGAGCAUUGUCUGACGCCACUCGUCAGUUCAGAAUUUCGUAGUCUAUCGGCGACAACGGAUUUCGUAUCGUACUGUCAAUUGCGAUGGGGUGAUCGUUAAAAAUCGUCCAAGGAAUCGUUAGACUGUAGCGGUGACUAUGUCCAAUAAUAAUUAGAGACUGACUCCGUCGAUCCUCAAGGGAGUAUUCUCAUUGGCCAACGGGAACGAAAAGGCGUGUCUGGUGGGGAGUACACCACCAACAAAGUGUGUUUCUCUAAGCGGCACCGGUAGAAUAGUAGACUAGUUAGCAUUAAAUAAUUUGCUAAUUAGCUGUCGAGGCACGCCGUCGAAAACACGAAAUUCGGAGAGGAACGGCAAACAAUCAUGGGGAAACAGAACAGCAAACUGAAACCGGAAGUACUAGAGGAUCUCAAACAGAAUACUGAAUUUUCAGAUGCUGAAAUUCAAGAAUGGUACAAAGGGUUUCUGAAGGACUGUCCGAGUGGACAUCUCAGUGUAGAAGAAUUUAAGAAGAUAUACGGAAACUUCUUCCCUUAUGGUGACGCUUCAAAGUUCGCAGAGCACGUGUUCAGGACGUUCGACGCAAACGGCGAUGGAACAAUCGAUUUUCGAGAGUUCUUGUGCGCUCUGAGUGUAACGUCUCACGGCAAAUUGGAGCAGAAAUUGAAAUGGGCCUUCAGCAUGUAUGACCUUGACGGUAACGGCUAUAUCUCGCGACAAGAAAUGAUGGAAAUCGUUACAGCAAUCUACAAAAUGGUAGGUUCCGUGAUGAAAAUGCCAGAGGAUGAGUCCACGCCCGAGAAAAGAACCGAUAAGAUAUUCCUCCAGAUGGACAAAAAUAAGGAUGGCAAAUUAUCGCUCGACGAGUUCAUAGAGGGUGCAAAGAACGAUCCCUCUAUUGUGCGACUGUUGCAGUGCGAUCCUAGUGCACAAGCUCAGUGAAGCCUUGGGCCAUUAUGCAAAUAUUAUCGUGUCAUCCAGAUACGUGAGUCGGGACCCGGUCCGAUAGUGUCCCACAUACAAACAUUACGAUCGCAACGCGGUAUACGUUAGAAGAUAUUCGUUGGGAAACUUAUCAAGCAAAAGUUCUUUCUUUUUUUUUUUUUUUCUUUUUUAAUUACUUUGGUUAUGUCUGAUGUAAAAGUUCGUUACUCGUUGUACAAUAUUGUCCUUACUGUUUCAUAAUAUUUAACUCUCUUCUAUUCUU
Hylaeus volcanicus is the source of this 9024-nucleotide messenger RNA. RefSeq names its product neurocalcin homolog (gene Nca). The record is from RefSeq and is a predicted model, not a curated record. Lineage: Eukaryota; Metazoa; Arthropoda; Insecta; Hymenoptera; Colletidae. The transcript has 5 exons. Gene Ontology annotation, molecular function: calcium ion binding. The coding region runs from base 8181 to 8759 and encodes 192 amino acids.